Molecule: messenger RNA, 1881 nt
Organism: Phytophthora sojae
Lineage: Eukaryota; Oomycota; Peronosporomycetes; Peronosporales; Peronosporaceae
Exons: 9
Coding region: 1-1881 (626 amino acids)
Biological process (GO): autophagy
Cellular component (GO): intracellular membrane-bounded organelle
Molecular function (GO): protein binding
Source: RefSeq, a predicted model, not a curated record
AUGGAAUCCAAGGUCUGGCAGCGCGCCGCCGCGGAUCUGGACCCGCCGGGCGUGCCCAACUCCUUCCGCCACGCCAAGAACCAGCAGAACAUCGCCAGCGUGCUGCUCCGUCGGGAGUUCGGCAACGCAAGGCGGCAGAAGACCGUGAGGGCCAUAGGAGAAGACAGAGAGGAGAACUUCUGGGCCGAGAGCGAGAGCGCCUCCAAGCAUCAAAGUCGGUACUUUGAACUUCCGCAAACGACCAAGUCGACGAUCUCCAUUGCUAUUAGUCCGGACGGCAAAACUUUCGCUUCGACACAUGGAGAUCACACUGUCAAGAUUAUAUGCAUCGAGACCGGCAAAGUGCUGCAGACACUGGUCGGCCACCCGCGAACUCCGUGGAGUGUCAAGUUCCACCCGACAGACCCGCGUUACGUGGCCUCUGGAUGUCUAGGGUUUCAAGUUCGCUUUUGGGAUAUCGAGACAGGCCGCUGUCUGUACGUGUCAACGCUGCGCCACGCCAUUAUCUCGAUUUCUUUCCACCCGUCGGGCGACAUUUUGGCUAUUGCCAGCGGAACCUGUGUCUACACAUGGGACUACCAGCACACGUGUCCUCGCAUCGCGAUGUUCAGCUACCAAACUUUACGGUCUGUGACGUUCUUACCCGACCCAUCCAAAAUUAUGGUUGGAGAAGCUAAUGAGCGCUACGUGAGACCGCAAGGUCAAGCCCCGCCUUCUGAUCUCACUGUCACGCUCACUAUGUGGGACUUCGAUCCGUCGUGGGCGCUGUCGCCGGAGCCGCUGCUGACAAAGAAGGCAAUGAACAAUAGUCGCGUCAUUCUUUCCCACGCCCUCAUCUACAACGACGGUGGAUUCGACAUUUCACGCUGCGGUCGCUACUUGGCGAUAUGCGCCGACUUCUCUCUUAGGCAAGCGGAGAAAGAAGUGGAGAUGGAAGCAGAAAACGAAGCCACCACCGAUUUGGAGACGAUCCUGUCUUCAGUACCAACUACACAAGAGACAGUCGGGGGUACUACCAGUCCAAGUGACGAUGUCAACGACGUGUCCGUAUCAAACCCGCAGGCUACAGCAUCGAAUGAGAGCAGUUCCUCCUCUGGCGCUGCUGCGCGUACCACAAGAACCAACACCGCUGCGCCCCAGACACUACCGGCGACGAUGCCGUUAUCUCUUCCCAUCCACCCGCCGCCACCUCGGCUUGGGCCUAUCUCGGGAAUGCCGGGAGCGCCUAAUAUGCUGGCAGCUCUGCAGUCAGCAGCUGCGGACCUUUCCCUUACGAUGGACCAGUAUAUGAACCAGCAGAUACGACGCGUGAGACCCCGGCUGCACCCCCCACAUAGUAUUCAGCGGUAUACGACGACACUUGAAACUGCAAGAAAUACUGCAGCCGCCCCGACUGCCGCGCCUCAACAGAGGUACUCACAGAUUCGACCAAACAUCGCGCUUAGUCGGACACGGUUCACUAGAAAUCAGCGCAACCGUCGCGGCCGAUUAUCUUCUGAGAACCAGUCGACGUGGCUAGCUUUGAUAUCUCUGGAUCCCGAGCAGCUUGGUCGUGUCAUCCAGACUUGUCAUCUUGCUGAGACUGCCGCAGGCGGCGUUACCUCCGUGAAAAUCUCGCCAACAUCAGCUUACGUCUUGCUUGGGUAUGGCGUCCGAGAUCGUAUACAACGUGAGACCGAGUUCCCGGUCCAUCGUGUAACGCGCAUCUAUCGAUGGGAAGACAUGGCGCUGCUUUCACAUGUGGAAAGCGCGAUGGAUGAUGUAAAUAUCGCGUUCAGGGCAAACUGCGAGUGUGUAGUACCUUCCGCGGCGAUUUCCACGACGAAGAGAACUGUAACGUCCUCGGCGGCCCUCGGCGUUGCCACUAUGAUCAGAAUGUGA